AAGUCCUUCUCUCUGGUGUUGGAGGCUCUGGACUAUGACAAUGAUACAUCAGAAUCAGGUAAGACUGAAUGGCAGACAUACCGUCACCACGGCCGCAUUCUCAGCCUGGAGUACCGGCUGCGCUUCCGAUGUGACUCCAACUAUUACGGACCUUUGUGCAACAAGUUCUGCCGUGCCCGCGAUGACUUCUUUGGGCACUUCAACUGUGAUGCCGCCGGCUCAAAGGUCUGCAUGGAAGGCUGGACGGGGCCAGAGUGCAAAGAGGCGGUAUGCAAGCAGGGAUGCCACCAGGUCCACGGCUUCUGCACAGUGCCAGGAGAAUGCCAGUGUCACUAUGGCUGGAAGGGCCCUCUGUGUGACCAGUGUGAGACGUUCCCCGGCUGCGAGUACGGCAGCUGCACCGAGCCCUGGCAGUGUGUGUGCGACGUCAACUGGGGAGGACUGCUGUGUAACAAAGAUCUCAAUUAUUGUGGGACCCAUCAGCCCUGUAAGAAUGGUGGAACCUGCACCAACACAGAGCCGAACGAGUAUCAGUGCGAGUGCCAGGAGGGUUUUCGAGGUCGCAACUGUGACAUUGUGGAGCAUGCGUGUUUGUCAUCCCCAUGCAUGAACAGAGCCACCUGUGUAGAAGACCCAACAGGCUUCAGCUGCAUCUGUCCUGAAGGCUGGACGGGACACACCUGCGCAGAGGUGGUAAGGCAGUGUGAUCGUGGCCCUUGCGGACGUGGAGCAACAUGUGAGGAGGCUCCUGGAGGUUUCCGGUGUCUCUGUCCACCUGGAUGGACGGGCAGGACGUGCCAACUGGACACCAAUGAAUGUGAAAUGAGUAUAUGUAUCCACGCCCGCUCUUGUCGCAACUUGAUCGGUGGAUAUCUGUGCGACUGCCUUCCUGGAUGGACUGGGCCCAACUGUGACAUCAGGAACAGCAGCUGUCAGGGUUUGUGUUUGAAUGGCGCGCAUUGUGAGGAUCAAGUAUCGGGGUCCAAAUGCAUGUGUCCACCUGGUUUCUCUGGAAAAUAUUGCCAAGAUGGUCCGAGUCCUUGUGACAGUGCCCCGUGUCUGCAUGGAGGGCAGUGUGUUGAGAGGGACGGAAAGAUAGCCGCCUGCAACUGUCCUGCGGGAUAUUCGGGAACCUUCUGUGAGCUAACAUUGGAUCCCUGCAAUCCUAACCCCUGCCAGCAGGGGGUGCAGUGUUACAGCUCCGAGGGAACCUUCACUUGUGCCUGUCCUAAUGGUUACUAUGGCAAUGAGUGUGUGAGCCUCAAAAGUCCUUGCAUCGGUCAACACUGCCAAGGGGCCAUGUCGGACACAACACACGGGGGCCUCAGCUUCUACAUGAUCCUGGUGGGGGUGUUGGCCCUGGUGACGGUGUGCGGCUGCGCGGCCUGCGCCGUCAUCCUCUCGCACCUCCACCGAAAGCGGAAAAAGCAGCAGGCCGUGCCACAGGAAGAGGGCAUCAACAACCAGAGGGAGUUUGUCAACCUGAUCAGAAACGUGGACCGCCCCGUGCCCCUCCUGCCCUCGGCCGGCCCCCCGACACAGCCCCCGGCUCCUGCGCCCGUUUCCCGUUUCUACGAGGAGAUCGAACUGACCCUGCCCCCCUCCCCGGCGCCUCCACAGGCCUCCCCGGUGCUAAAGCCGGCCCCUGCCCCCAAACUAGACAUUUCAAACCGAGAAAGGGAGAAACUGAACCGCUUCCAUUACGCAGACAAUCAGGAGCUGGAG
This is a messenger RNA of Menidia menidia (Atlantic silverside), 1725 nucleotides long. Lineage: Eukaryota; Metazoa; Chordata; Actinopteri; Atheriniformes; Atherinopsidae. The record is from the annotation of a GenBank genome assembly.